AUGUUCUUAAGAAUUUUUAUUAUAUUCUUCUUUUUUCAUAAAAUCUUAUCAAAUGAUUUACAUAUUAAUACAACAUCAGGUGUAUUUGAAGGUAAAGAAGUAAUUAUUGAAUAUGUUCCAGUACGACAAUUUUUUGGUAUUCCAUAUGGUGAAAAACCUGUUCGUUUUGAAAUGUCAAUAUUACGAAAAUAUAAUUCAACAACUAUUAUUCGUGCUACUGAACGAGCACCGGGUUGUCUUCAAGCAUCUGGUGGACUUUCAUAUGGUCCAUUUGAAUUAUCAGAUAUGUAUGAAGAAGAUUGUUUAACAUUAAAUAUGUUUAUUCCUAAAACAAAAUCUUUAUCAUCAAAAGCAAUUAUGGUUUUUUGUCAUGGUGGUUCAAAUCAAGUUGGUUCAGCUUCAUUAUUCGAUGGAAGUGCUAUUGCUGCUCUAGGCAAUGUUAUUGUUAUAACAAUAAAUUAUCGUUUAAAUAUAUUAGGAUUUCUAACACCAGGUCCUGAUAUGAUGUCUGGUAAUUAUGGUUUACAAGAUCAAAUUUUAGCAUUAAAAUGGGUAUCAAUUAAUGCAAAAAAUUUUAAUGGUGAUCCAAAACGUAUUACUUAUAUUGGACAUUCAGCCGGUGCAGCUAAUGCUGUAUUACUUGCAAUGUCAAAACGAUCUGAUAGUUUAAUAGCUCGAGUUAUAGCACAAAGUGGUUGUCCAUUGAAUCAAUGGGCAAUUGAUAAAUACCCAUCAAUUCGUUUUCGUAAUGUAAUGGAACGUCAUGGUAUGAAAGC
This is a messenger RNA of Rotaria sordida, 776 nucleotides long. The record is from the annotation of a GenBank genome assembly. Lineage: Eukaryota; Metazoa; Rotifera; Eurotatoria; Philodinida; Philodinidae.